Messenger RNA from Aedes albopictus (Asian tiger mosquito), 1889 nucleotides. It is a transcript of the gene Timp, whose product is annotated as tissue inhibitor of metalloproteinase. NCBI's taxonomy places the organism in Eukaryota, Metazoa, Arthropoda, Insecta, Diptera, Culicidae. The transcript has 4 exons. Gene Ontology annotation, biological process: negative regulation of endopeptidase activity; negative regulation of membrane protein ectodomain proteolysis. Gene Ontology annotation, molecular function: metalloendopeptidase inhibitor activity; protease binding. Gene Ontology annotation, cellular component: extracellular matrix. The record is from RefSeq and is a predicted model, not a curated record. Bases 816 to 1457 code for a protein of 213 amino acids.
UCGGAGGUGAACAUCUGAGGGCGAGUGAACAAUUUUCACAGACCGAGAGACAUUAAAUUUUAUAACCAUUUUUGUAAGUCUUUUUUGUAGUCUGAUCUGACUAGCUCAUCGGUUGUACCGAGAUGCAGUAGAAUAGUGCAGCGUUGCGAUUCGGAAGAGGUGUUGAAUGGAAGCUAGGACGGACGGUGCCGUCACGAAGCGAAGCGCUGGCGAUCAAAAUUUGCUCUCGCCCUCCCGAUGAUCGCACAGCGUGAGUAAACGCGGUGACAGCGUGGUGAAGAGCGGUAUUGUGGUGUAUUUUGAAAAGUGCUCCCUCCUCAUAUUUGCGCGAACUCGUUCGACUGAACCAGUUGAGAUUCGAACGUCGUACCGAUUGGAUGUGUUACUUUUACGCGACCGCUGAAAAGAGGGUGUGAAGGUAAAACGUAUGUGCAGUGUAGAGAAAUUGCUAUUGCAAAUUUGUUUGUGUUAAUUUGUUUGUACUGACAAGGCGUAGUGAAAUUGUAGGAUUUAUUACGAAAUAUUCUGCCAUACCGGAUAGGAUCACAAUCUUCGAAGAAAUCGUUGGUUGGUGAAAAGCUACCAAAAAGGGCAACAUCUGUGCAAAGUGUCUGAGAUCAACAAGUUGAUCCUGAGUGGCAGUCCCUACAUUGGUCCCUACACACGUCGAGUGAUUUAAAGUAAACGUGAUUUUCGUGGAAUACUGUUGCGGCUUUUUAUUAUUAUCGGCGUGCCGCAAAAGAUCGAAGGACGAUCCGAGUUCAGCGUCCAGUUACAGUCUACAGGCGCACCGAAGAAGGUGUCCACACCGUACCAUGUUACAAACGAGAAUGAAUCCCUACCAUGUGAUGACAGCGGCGCUGCUGGUGACGCUGGGUGUGAUACUGCAACUGAGUUCGACCGAAGCAUGCAGUUGUUUGCCGGAGCAUGCACAGACGGCCUACUGCGAUGCCGAGUACGUCAUCGUGGCCCAGGUACUUAGGAAAUCCAACCGAAAACAUAACGACAAUAACGUUUACAAGAUAGCCAUCAAAAAGGAAUACAAGAUGACGCCACGCGCACAAAAGCUACUGAAGCAGGGAAAGCUCAUUACACCGCCGUCGGAUUCCAUGUGCGGCAUACGGCUUGAGCCGAAUCAGCUUUACGCGAUUGCCGCCAGGGACAUCCACGUUGGACUGUGCAGCUUUGUACGCAAGUAUAGCGAUCUGACGAUUGUGGAGAAGCGUGGACUGGCCGGUAUCUACCGUAAAGGAUGCCCGUGUGAGAUCAAGCCUUGCUAUCACGGAAGCUGUAAUGUAACGAUCGGAGCCUGCAAUUGGACACCGUGGGCUUCCUGUGAAUCGGACUUUGGAUCGUGCAUCCCUACACGAGGAUAUCUGAUUGAUGGAUCACCGGCUAAAUGCCACUGGCGUCGGUCACCACUGUAUCAAAAGUGUAAGGUGAACUCUCGAGAAUGAUCGUGAGCGGGCGGCUGUCUUGUUUUUAGUUGACGUGUUUUUUUUUCUCAGUGCUGUAAUUAAUUCAUUAUGUGUAUUCACUCCUCCGUUUACCCAUCAAAACCUACUUCGGGUACCGAAUUCUCUUCUGUAAAUUUACUAUUUUAUAAAUUUUAAUAAUACUAUUUAUUAGCGAGAAGCAUAUACUAUUUAUUUUACACACGAGUAGGACAAAUAUACUGAAUAUUUUCCUAUAAAUCAUGGUAAUAUUUAUUUGUAUUUUUGUCAAGCGAUGAUGCUCUUUUGUACUUGAAGAAAAUUAUUUUAGUACAAAUAAUUAUAUGACUAGGUUAAGCAAAAGUUGUGGAGGAAAAAUGUUUUAAUCUCCCUAAUGAAUCGACUAUCUGUUAAGGCAGCUUAACGAGCCAUAAUAAAAAUGUUGAUGGAAAUUGA